CACAGGUAAGACGUAUUUGUGUUUAGCCGCACUGCCACAGAAGUCUUGAUUCCCGUGAUCUCUCCUCGCGAUGUUCCACGGGGAAGAUUCUGCUGAAUUUCAGUGCUGUGCCACAGUGGAACGUUUGAACGGAUCUGGCCAAGCCAUCAAACGCCAAGUAAUUCGGCGUGCGUCAGUGACACUGGGACGAAAUGAAUUUCAGGAGAUUGCUCUACGGGUACACGACGGCAAAGUGCCACAAACUUUCACUCUCCGUGAAUUCCAGCUAUUCACUCGUUUUUGUAGGGACGGCAAAAGCACUAUCAAACUGCUCCCAGAAAACAUACAAGUGCUGCUCUCUGACUGUCCACCAGACCGUUUAAGCAUCUUCCUUAAGACAUUAAGUAUUAAGCACCAAGCCUGGCAGACGAGCAAGCCCGUGGGGGAUCGAAUCAAGCUCCGUGCUGGACUUCCUCGCAGUUUCGAAUCAAUAAGCCCCCUGCAACAGAAAGACGUGCAGAAAGCCAAUGAGCUGAGAAGCAAAGUGAACGCACAACCGCCCGCAAAAGGCCUGACGAACCGAGCGGGGAAUAAACCGCUUGGGCAGCAGGUGAAGAGGUCAAGACCGGAGUCUACUGAGUGCAGUCCGGUGAAAUCACUGCACCCUGCCAAGAAACCAACUUUGUCAUUGCCUGUGGGGAGGAAGCUGUCCAAAGAGCAAGCUGUUGUUCUGAAUGCCGUUUUAAGUGGGAAGAAUGUCUUCUUUACUGGCAGUGCAGGUACGGGGAAAUCUUUCUUGCUGAAGAGGAUUGUGGGAUCUCUGCCCCCCAAAAGCACAUAUGCCACAGCCAGCACAGGUGUGGCAGCCUGCCACAUUGGAGGAACUACUUUGCACAACUUUGCAGGGAUUGGAUCAGGCUCUGCUUCUCUAGAGCAGUGUCUGGAACUGGCCCAGCGGCCUGGGGUCCUCCAGCACUGGACAAGCUGCCGACACCUCAUCAUCGACGAGAUCUCUAUGGUGGAGGCCCAGUUCUUUGAUAAGCUCGAGACCAUUGCCAGGUCCAUUAAGAGGUCUACUGAACCAUUUGGAGGCAUCCAGCUAAUUGUAUGUGGUGACUUCCUCCAACUGCCCCCAGUCACUAAGGGGAAGGACAGACCUGACUUUUGCUUCCAGGCGAGAAGCUGGCGGAAGUGCAUUCACCUGAACCUGGAGCUGAUGGAUGUGCGCCGGCAGACAGACCAGACCUUCAUCUCCCUUCUGCAGGCCGUGAGGGUAGGCAGAGUCACAGAAGAAGUCACCGCCAAGCUGCUGAGGAGCGCGUAUCACAGCAUUGAGAGGGACGGUAUCCUAGCAACUAGACUCUGCACGCACAAAGACGAUGUGGAAUUGACGAAUGAGAACAAGCUUCAGCAGCUGCCAGGGACCGCACGGGUCUUCGAGGCUGUGGACAGCGACCCUGUGCUGGUCAAGGCCAUUGACGCACUGAGUCCAGUGGGGCGGGUGCUGCAGCUGAAAGUGGGCGCCCAGGUGAUGUUGACGAAGAAUCUGAACGUGGAGCGAGGCCUGGUCAACGGUGCGAGGGGCGUGGUGGUCUCCUUCCAGCCCGGAAAUAAAGGCCUGCCGUGCGUGCGGUUCCUGUGCGGCGUCACUGAGGUCAUGAAGCCGGAGCGCUGCAUGUUCAAGGUGGGGGGCCUGUACCUCAGCCGCCUGCAGCUGCCACUCAAACUGGCCUGGGCCAUCUCCAUCCACAAGAGCCAGGGCAUGACCCUGGACUGUGUGGAGAUCUCCCUGGCCCGGGUGUUUGAGUGCGGCCAGGCCUACGUGGCGCUGUCCCGGGCCCGGAACCUGGAGGGUCCGCAGGCUGGACUUCACCCAGUCGGUGCCGUGGACCACCGG
Messenger RNA from Anguilla rostrata (American eel), 1876 nucleotides. It is a transcript of the gene pif1, whose product is annotated as PIF1 5'-to-3' DNA helicase homolog (S. cerevisiae). The annotation marks the transcript as partial. Gene Ontology annotation, molecular function: DNA helicase activity. Gene Ontology annotation, biological process: telomere maintenance; DNA repair. NCBI's taxonomy places the organism in Eukaryota, Metazoa, Chordata, Actinopteri, Anguilliformes, Anguillidae. The transcript has 12 exons. The record is from RefSeq and is a predicted model, not a curated record.